Molecule: messenger RNA, 537 nt
Organism: Saprolegnia parasitica CBS 223.65
Lineage: Eukaryota; Oomycota; Saprolegniomycetes; Saprolegniales; Saprolegniaceae
Exons: 1
Coding region: 1-537 (178 amino acids)
Source: RefSeq, a predicted model, not a curated record
AUGCGCUGUCUGUGGGGCCUCGGUACUACGGCGCUCGGCCUCGCGCUGGCGACCGCGCCGCCGACCGACACGUCGACGCAUUCGAGCUACUCGACAAGCCAAGGGUCGCAAUCCACGGUCCACCACCAAGCUGGCGAUGCGCCACGCAGCAUUGAAGGCGCCACGAACAGUUUGCUCGGCGUGCCGCUGCCACCACUGCGUACUGCCGCCACGUUGAGUGGAGCGCCGGGCUUUGGCACCAGUCUUCUUCGAGGCAAUGGGGCGUCACCGACGCUGAGCACCGGCUGGAGCGGGCAGCUAGGUGCGACGCCAAGCUUUGGUAGCCCUGGCUUUACGUCGGGCAAUACUGCGGGUCUCCAGAGCGAGCGAGCGUCAUUGGCUGGGGGCGGCGAAGACGCUUUCGGCCCGUCGCUCGAUUCGACUGGAGGCGGCCAUGCGUUUGGCGGUGGUUAUGACGCGCCCGGUCUCGGCCAAGCCAACCGGCUUGGCGGCGUCAGUAAUGCGAUGACAACAAACGGAGGCUUCUUUCGCGCGUAA